Messenger RNA from Penicillium brevicompactum, 1317 nucleotides. Its product is annotated as retrograde cargo receptor ERV46. Gene Ontology annotation, cellular component: endoplasmic reticulum membrane; Golgi membrane; COPII-coated ER to Golgi transport vesicle. Lineage: Eukaryota; Fungi; Ascomycota; Eurotiomycetes; Eurotiales; Aspergillaceae. Gene Ontology annotation, biological process: retrograde vesicle-mediated transport, Golgi to endoplasmic reticulum; endoplasmic reticulum to Golgi vesicle-mediated transport. The transcript is spliced from 3 exons. The coding region runs from base 1 to 1317 and encodes 438 amino acids. The record is from RefSeq and is a predicted model, not a curated record.
AUGUCCGCAAAGUCGCGAUUCACAAGGCUCGACGCCUUCGCCAAAACCGUCGAAGAUGCCCGCGUUCGCACAAAGUCCGGUGGCUUCAUCACAAUUGCCUCCUUGUUGAUUGUCAUGUGGCUCGUAUGGGGAGAAUGGGCCGAGUACCGACGAAUCGUGGUGCUUCCCGAACUAGUCGUCGACAAGUCGCGAGGUGAGAGGAUGGAGAUCCAUUUGAACAUGACAUUCCCCCGACUGCCAUGUGAGCUCUUGACCUUGGACGUCAUGGAUGUCUCCGGUGAACAGCAAGUCGGCGUCGCACACGGCGUGAACAAGGUCCGCCUGUCCCCGCACGCAGAAGGAGGCAAGGCCAUUGAAGUUCAAUCCUUGGACCUGCACUCCCCUUCAGAUGCCGCUAAGCAUCUUGCCCCGGACUACUGUGGUGGCUGCGGUGGCGCCCAGCCCCCAGCCAAUGUGAUCAAACCUGGUUGCUGUUCCACUUGCGACGAAGUGCGCGAAGCCUACGCCGAGAAGCAAUGGGCCUUUGGCGACGGCGGCAACAUCGAACAGUGUAAGCGUGAGGGAUUCGCUGACAAGCUCAACGAGCAGCGUCGCGAAGGAUGUCGGAUCGAGGGUGUGCUCCGUGUGAACAAGGUGGUUGGAAACUUCCACAUCGCGCCAGGCCGUAGCUUCACGACCGGAAACAUGCAUGUCCAUGAUCUGGACACCUACGUUGUGCGCGAUGCGCCGCCAGCCGAUAAACACACCAUGUCUCACUACGUUCACGAGCUUCGCUUCGGUCCCCAGCUUCCUGCUGAGCUUGCGGACCGCUGGCAGUGGACUGACCACCACCACACUAACCCGCUUGACGAUACCAAGCAAGAGACCGACGAGCCUGCGUACAACUUCAUGUACUUUGUCAAGGUGGUUUCCACCUCAUACCUGCCCUUGGGAUGGGAUCCCCUCUUCUCAGCCUCUAUCCACAGCGCCUAUGACAAGGCCCCCCUGGGCUCUCACGGACUUGGAUACGGCUCCCAGGGCAGUAUCGAGGCGCACCAGUACUCAGUGACUUCGCACAAGCGUCCUCUCAUUGGCGGUAACGAUGCUGCCGACGGCCACAAGGAGCGUGUGCACGCUGGUGGUGGUAUUCCCGGUGUCUUCUUCAACUAUGAUAUCUCUCCCAUGAAGGUUGUAAACCGCGAGGCUCGCCCAAAGACUUUCACUGGCUUCCUCACCGGUGUUUGUGCAAUCAUUGGUGGUACUCUGACAGUUGCUGCCGCUCUGGACCGCGGUCUGUAUGAGGGCGCUAUGCGUGUCAAGAAGAUACACUCGAACUAA